GCUCUGUUAAAAGUCAGUGAAGUCCUGCGCACUGAAGGCAUCUCUGUGUUCUGUCUUUGCUUCUCAGACCCGUCCUGGAACCUUACCUGGGGUCAGGGCUGGAAACAGGUUGUUGUUUUAUGGCAGAGUUAGAUGAACAAGUUCCUGAAGUACAUCUUCAGGAUGUUAGGGUUGCAUUCAUUGCACUUGUAGAACAGAAGACUGGUCUUCUUUGGUUGGCUACACACAGACCUGCUUACUCUUUGAAGGGUUAAAGGGUGAUGAUGUUACCCUCCCAAUUCCAGAGAAAACAUCAUGGUCUGCAAAGAUUUUCAAACUUUAGUCUACACUUGGGAUGUCUCUUAACAAAAUGCAGAUUCCUUGAUUUCAUACCAAACCCAAACCCGCUGCUGCUGAGUCGAUUCUGACUCACAGCGACCCUAUAGGACAGUAGAACUGCACCAUAGGGUUGCUAAGGCUGUAAUCUUUAUGGAAGCAGUUUGCCCUGUCUUUCUCCUGUGGAGCAGCUGGUAGGUUUGACCACGGACCUUUCAAUUAGCCGCUGAGUGCUUUCCACUGCGCCAUUACAAUCUCUGGCAGGUGGCCUCGCUGGGUACCUGCGCUGUAACGGAACUUUAGCCGAUGCUGGUGCUCGCUCGGUGGAAUACAUUUUGCACAGCAAGCUUUGGGGCUUCAGCUCUGUGAAAUCUCAGAAACAAGUCACCAGGCCCUUCAGAACAUGCCCAAAGUUCUCCGUGAUGUCGAAGCCCUUAAACAAGAAGCAUCUUUUCUGAAAGAACAAAUGAUUCUCGUCAAGGAGGACAUUAAAAAAUUUGAACAGGACACAGCUCAAUCGAUGCAGGUGUUGGUAGAAAUCGACCAGGUGAAGUCUCGAAUGCAGCUCGCUGCAGAAUCUCUUCAAGAAGCAGACAAGUGGAGCACACUGAGUGCUGAUAUCGAGGAGACAUUCAAGACUCAAGACAUAGCUGUGAUUUCUGCCAAGCUAACAGGGAUGCAGAACAGUUUAAUGAUGCUCGUUGAUACACCAGACUACUCAGAAAAAUGUGUGCACUUGGAGGCAUUGAAGAACAGGCUGGAGGCCCUGGCCAGCCCCCAGAUUGUAACCGUAUUCAGUUCUCAGUCUGUAGAUCAGGCCAAAAUGUUUGUGAAGAUUUUUACUGAAAUUGACCGAAUGCCCCAACUUCUUGCAUACUACUAUAAGUGUCACAAGGUACAGCUCUUAGCAACCUGGCAAGAGUUGUGCCAGAGUGACCUCUCCCUAGACCAGCAGCUCACCGGACUCUACGACGCCUUGCUUGGUGCUUGGCACGCGCAAAUCCAAUGGGCUACACAGGUUUUCAAGAAUCCCCAUGAGGUGGUGACAGUGCUGCUGAUUCAGACCCUGGGGGCCUUGGUGCCCUCGCUGCCCAUCUGCCUCAGCUCAGCCGUGGAGAGGGCGGGGCCCGAGAUGGAGCUCACUAAACUGCUGGAGUUCUAUGACACUACCGCCCACUUUGCCAAGGGCUUGGAGAUGGCACUGCUCUCCCACCUACAUGAGCACAACUUGGUGAAAGUUACGGAGCUGGUGGACGCAGUGUAUGGUCCGUACAGGCCCUACCAGCUGAAGUAUGGGGACAUGGAAGAGAGCCACCUCCUCAUCCAGAUCAGUGCCGUGCCGCUGGAGCACGGGGAAGUAAUUGACUGUGUCCAAGAGCUGAGCCACUCUGUGAACAAGCUGUUUGGUCUGGCGUCCACAGCCAUUGACAGGUGCAUCAGAUUCACCAACGGCCUGGGGACCUGUGGCCUGCUGACAGCCCUGAAAUCUCUCUUUGCCAAGUAUGUGUCUGAUUUCACCAAUACCCUCCAGUCUAUACGCAAGAAGUGCAAGCUGGAUGAAAUUCCUCCCAACUCCCUUUUUCACGAAGACUGGACAGCUUUUCAGAACUCCAUUAGGAUAAUAGCCACCUGUGGAGAGCUCUUGCGUCAGUGUGGGGACUUCGAGCAGCAGCUAGCAAACAGGAUUUUGUCCAUAGCUGGGAAGUAUCUCUCUGACUCAUACUGCCCUCGGAGCCUGACCGGCUUUCAGGAUAGCAUCUUGACAGACAAGAAGAGCACUGCCAAGAAUCCGUGGCAAGAAUAUAAUUACCUUCAGAAAGAUAACCCUGCUGAAUAUGCCAGUUUGAUGGAAAUACUUUAUACCCUCAAGGAAAAAGGGUCCAGUAAUCAUAACCUGCUGUCUGCGUCUCGAGCAGCCCUCACUCGGCUUAACCAGCAGGCCCACCAGUUGGCCUUCGAUUCUGUUUUCCUGCGUAUCAAACAACAGCUGUUACUUGUUUCCAAGAUGGAUAGCUGGAACACGGCUGGGAUUGGAGAGACUCUGACUGAUGACCUGCCCACCUUCAGCCUCACUCCUCUUGAGUACAUCAGCAAUAUCGGGCAGUACAUCAUGUCCCUUCCCCUGAAUCUUGAGCCAUUCGUGACUCAGGAGGACUCUGCCUUAGAGUUGGCAUUGCAUGCUGGAAAGCUACCGUUUCCUCCUGAGCAAGGUGACGAGCUGCCCGAGCUGGACAACAUGGCUGACCACUGGCUGGGCUCCAUUGCCCGGGCCACGAUGCAAACCUACUGUGACGUGAUCCUCCAGAUCCCUGAGCUGACCCCGCAUUCCACCAAGCAGCUGGCCACUGACAUUGACUACCUGACCAAUGUGAUGGACGCCCUGGGCCUGCAGCCAUCCCGCACUCUCCAGAACAUCGUGACCCUCUUGAAGACCAAACCUGAGGAUUACAGACAGGCCACCAAAAGCCUUCCCCGCCGCCUCGCCACUACAAUAGCCGCCAUGCGGGGUGUGGCUUACUGACACCACCUCACAGUCCUCGGAGCAGAGCCAGGGCUGGUGGCCGCAGCCACUCUCCAGGGUGGACUUGCUCAAAAAAUCUGCCACGGAUUGGUGAGAACUUGUUUUCAAAAGACAUGGUUUAUUUACAUAAUCUAAAAAGGUUGUGAAUUAGAGGUAUAGUAUUUAUUAGAGAGUAAUUUUUCAGGUGAUUUUUUUAAUAAGUUUUAAAAUUAUGUGAUCUUGAAAAUGGAAUUAAUAAAUUUUUUUGUGGAAGGAGACCAAAAUCCUUGCCAUCGAGUCGAUUCUGACUCAUAUGGACCCUACAGGACAGAGUGGAACUGCCCCCAUGGGGUUUCCAAGGAGCGGCUGGUGAAUUUGAGCUGCCGACCUUCUGUUUAGCAGCUAAGCACUUAACCAUUGCACCACCAGGUUUCCUGCAGGGUUUGGUUUUUUGGUUUGAUGGAAGGAAGGGGGCUGGUUUCUUUCCUUCCUCCACUGAAUGUCUGAGGGCCUACUAUGCGCUAUGCAGUCGUUUCACUGGAUGCAGUGUUCAGAGAAGCUACUGGGAUGUGGCUGUGAAAGGGACAGUCGCGUGUCACUGAGAUGUGAAGUGUGGGAGACAUGCAUGGCAAAGAGCCAGGGGAGGAGGAUUCCUGCAGAGGGAGCAGGUGGCCAGGCCCGGGGCAUGUUCAAGGUCAGCCAGGGUGGGUGGGGGUGGGGGAGGGGAGCCUAAUAUGAAAUGGGGCCGGAUCAUACAUGUCUUGUGGGCAGGCCAUCAUAAGGACUUGGCUUUGACUUUCUCCUGUUUUAAAAUUCAUGAGAUGAUGUAAAUAUCAAUUUUUGAUUAAUGAUGUCUGUAUCUGUUAAUGUUUUUUUUUUUGUAUCUGUUAAUGUUGCAUUUGGCUACAAGGAAGAGCAAAACGUAGUCUGAGUGGCUUACACAAAGAGCAGUGACUUUUUCUCAGCGCCAAGAAGUCAGGUGGUGGGCAGCCAGAGGCACUGACUCAGUGGCAGGACAGAGUCAGGACCGGCCUCCCUGUGAUCUUGGCCUUUCCCUCGAGCUGGAUGCCUCGUCAUCGCGGGGUGACGCCUGGACCCCAGGAUGGCUGCCACCUUCAAGGGGAGAAGCAAGGGGGAAAGGCAUGGUAGGGUAGCCAUGCCUGUCCCUUCUAUCAGGAAAUCAAAGGCAUUUCCAGAAGCCCCCAGCCGACUUUAUCCUGGGCCUCCAGGACAUUCGUUGGUCACAGGCAUCUUCCUGGCUGUGAGGGAGGCUGGGAAUGCAGGGAACUCGACUGUUGCGAUUGGCUCCCACCAGGGCCCCUUCUCUGGGCAUACUGACGUUUGGGACCAGACAAUUCUUGGUUGUGAAGCGGUCCUGUAUGUUGUAGGAUGCCCAGCACCAUCCUUGGCCUCUACCCGCUAGGACCCCCUAGUUUUGACAACCAAGAUUGUCUCCAGAAAUGAUAUUGGGCAAAAUCACCUCCACCUGAGAAACACUGGGUUAGACCAAAUAAAUAAAUAAAAGCCAAACCUGUUGCUGUUGAGUCUAUUCUGACUCAUAGCAACGCUAUAGGACAGAGUAUAGCUGCCCCUCGUAAGGUUUCCGAGGAGUGGCUGGUGGAUUCAAACUGCUGAGCUUUUGGUUAGCAGCCAAGUUCUUAACCACUGUGCCACCAAGUUAAACCACUCAGGAUUUAUUGCCUGGGCUGGGCUUGUGGCGGCCCCUGGAUACAGUUGGAGUUCUGCUAGCAAGGAAGAAGUUGGGGAGUGGCAACAGAGUCUGUCACAAAACCAGAAAACCAAAAUCAGUUGCCGUAGAGUUAACUUUAACUCAUGGUGACCCGAUGCGUGUCAGAGGAGAACUGUACGCCACCGGGUGUUCAAUGCUGAUGUUUCGAAAGUGGAUCACCAGGCCUUUCUUCUGAGACACCUCCACAUGGACUUGAACUUGCAACCUUUGGGCUAGCAACCAAGUGCUUAACUGUUUGCACUUCCUGGGGACUCCAGAGUCUGUCCCAGGGUCUAGUUAUCGAAGUUGAACACUCGCUGUGAUCCAGGGUCUAGGCUAAGCUUUGUUUUCACCUGCACUGUCUCACUUGGCCUGCCUCAUGAGAGCCUUGGAAAGCAGGAGAUAGUAUCCCCAUUUAUAGACAAAGAAACUGAGGUUUGAAGAGGUUUAAGGAACUUGCCCGGAGUCACUCAACCACUCCGUGGUGGGGGCCGGGGUCAGAGCUGAGCCUCGGGACUGUGGAGUCUGUGCCCCUGGCUGUCAUGUGUUCUUCCUGGGCAGGGUACGAGAGGCACACAGCAGGCACACCUAAUCACGGGUGUUAGCCUGCCCAUGCCAGCCUCUCCGCCUCUUGUGAACCAGCACCACCAGGCUGCCCGGGCCUGUGUCCACUGGUCUGUCGUCCGAGGGGCUCCACACAUCCCAUCCUCACAUCCUUGGAGCUAGCUCUGCUGGCCCUGGUGGAGCAUCAGCUGGGAGCCCCAACCAAGACAAAUAUUUUGGUUUCUCAUCUAGUGGGUCACAGACUAUCCCUGGCAUGGAUCACGCCUGGCUUCUGCCUUGAACUGAGAGCUGGAAGCCUGGAAAGUGACAUGCUGCUCUGAAGUGGAAACCUCUUUGUGGUGGCCUCUGUGUCCAUGUUUGGGAGAGCCAGCAGGCUUGGGCUCGAUUCCUGGCUUCAUCGCCUCCUAGCUGUGCAACCUUGGGAAGGUCACUACCCCCUCCCUGAGCCUCGUUUCCUACCUAACCUGAAAAAAAAAAAAAAAACUGAAAAGGGG
Molecule: messenger RNA, 5602 nt
Organism: Loxodonta africana (African savanna elephant)
Lineage: Eukaryota; Metazoa; Chordata; Mammalia; Proboscidea; Elephantidae
Gene: COG7
Product: component of oligomeric golgi complex 7
Exons: 17
Coding region: 719-2836 (705 amino acids)
Biological process (GO): intracellular protein transport; retrograde vesicle-mediated transport, Golgi to endoplasmic reticulum; Golgi organization
Cellular component (GO): COG complex
Source: RefSeq, a predicted model, not a curated record